AUGGCUAGCCAUUUAGGCCUUGAAGAGAUCACCACUGUCGAGUACCAGAUCGGCACCACCAUCGACCAGACCCGACGGAACGGGGAUCUGGGCGACGUAGAUGUUAAAGGUCUAGUCGAUCCAGAGAUCAUUGCCGGCCUUUCGCGUUUUGCCAAGAACUGGAACCUGGAAGAACUCCGCGUCGAGGGGCCCGAAAAAUCGCUGCGUCAACACCCCGACACGAUCCAGCCAAUCUCUCUCGGAUCCAUCUAUGGCAAGGGCCAUUGGCAGUGGGAAGAAUUGGAUGAACUGGGGCGCGCCGGCACGGACAUCGACCAUCUCCACCUAGACCUGGGCCAGACACGUAGUGUCCAUUGA
This is a messenger RNA of Colletotrichum tamarilloi, 357 nucleotides long. RefSeq lists its product as uncharacterized. NCBI's taxonomy places the organism in Eukaryota, Fungi, Ascomycota, Sordariomycetes, Glomerellales, Glomerellaceae. The transcript has 2 exons. The coding region runs from base 1 to 357 and encodes 118 amino acids. The record is from RefSeq and is a predicted model, not a curated record.